AUGGCGCAUAACUAUGGAGUAACGGCGACAACAAGGCCGAACCAGGAGAAUAAUAGCAAUCAACCAGGUGACGACUAUAAAUACCAACCACAGCAACAUCAACAACUUGAUCCAAAUAGUCAUGCAAAGUCAGACGAUGCUCAUCACUUAUUUCAUAUGCCAAAUUUAGAACCUCAAUUUAAUAUCCCAAAUAUAGAUCAGAUAUCUUCACCUUCAUUCCAACCAUUGAGCAAUACAUCUUCAUUACCGCCGUCGGGGUCUACUAUUGGCAAAUUUACAUCUAAUGGAUCAAACACAUUUUGGAAUACGCCCUUGUCCUGUACGUCGGAAACAAAAGGAGGAGGAAGCGGAAGCGGGGGCGGAGCAGGACAAGAGAUGCCUUCAAAUCUACAAUAUCGGGGAUUAUCCAUUGAUUCGAGUAUAUGGGCACUGCCAAAUUCGAUAAAAUCGAGCGGCCCAACGUCGUCAAGCAUAUGGUCUCCUACAAGAUUAAAUGGACAUGAACAACCACAACUGCAGCAACUGCAACAACAGAGUUUCCCUGUGCAAUAUUUUUCACAAAACAAACCACCUGUAUCAAUGCAGAAUACACCAUUGAGUACAUCAAAUGCUGAGAACUACACAUCAGCUAUACCAACUGAAAAUCGGUCAUCCUCAAUAAGUGGAUUUACCCCGCCAUCAAUGGAGGAAGUUGCCAUUGGCAGUGGAUUACUUGGUGAUGAAACAACAAAUACUUCGCCACCAAUGAGCUAUGAAUCUAUGAGGCGUCAUUCAUACACUGAGGGACUACUUGGACAAGCACUUGAUAAUGAAGCUGUCUCACCGACAUUGACUAAACGACAACCUAUAUCAAAAAAUGAUGUAGCCACAAUGCGAAUGGUUGAUGAAUAUUUUGAAUCAGAUCCACAUGAGCGUGUAAAAGUGACGAUGAAGUUGCUAAAUGAUCGAUUUUUUGACGAAGAGCGAUAUUUGAAUGAUGCAUAUCAGUUGCCCAAAUUUCCUAUUGAAUCGUCGUUACGUAACUAUCAAUUGGUUUUGGUUGGUUUUAAAGCAGGUAGAAUUGAUGUGUUUUACCUUCCGUCGUCAAAUGGAGUUUGCACAACAACAGUAACUAGUCCAACGAUGUCUUCUGGAACGGCGAUUGCAACUGCUUCCUUGGGUCAACAUUCGUUUGAUAUAAAGGUUGGUGAUUUGGUUAUCGUGGAGGCUGACCGUGGACGCGAUUUGGGAAAAGUAUUCAAGUUGAAUGUAUCUAUUGAUGAAGCACGGUUGUUGAAGUUGUUGCAAUUUCAAGAGCAGCAAGCGGCAUUGAAUGAGCACAUUGAAAAUAAUUUGUUGGAUGAUGUGUCAGUGAGGAGCUUGUCUAGUCAAAAUUCCUCCCAUUUCUUACCAACACAACACCAUAGUCAACAAAGCACAGUUACACCGCCAACUUUACAAUUUCCCAAAUCUAUAUUGGCACUUGCUCAACCAAAUGAAGUUUUUCAAAUUAUGAAUAAAAAGCAAGAUGAAGAAAAAGCGUGUCGAUUAUGUCUUGCCAAGAUUUCCAGUGCCACUAGUGGAUGCUUAUUGAGUGGCGCACCAAUAUCACCAACAACGCAAGAUUUGUUACAAAUGAAGUUGAUAGAUGCUGAGUAUCAAUUUGAUCGGAAAAAGUUAAUUUUUUAUUAUUCGACGUCAAAGAGGAUAGACUUUAGGGAUUUGGUUCGAGAAUUGUUCCGAAUUUAUAAGACAAGGAUUUGGAUGUGUGCUGUGACUGGUGUUCCUUUUAAAUCUUCAAAAACAAGUUUGAGUCCAUUGAGUACUGGGAUCGGGUCAAUUCCUGGAGUGGCAAAUGUUUGUGUUGAUCAAACCCCGCAAAAGCAAUCCUUACAAGCUCAACAUCCAUUGCAAUUUCUGCAACGGCCGCAAUUGAAUGAACAACAAGUAAUGUCACAGCUGGCAAUACCCACAGCGCCUACUAUUCAACUGCAGCAACAGCAUGGGCUCAAUAGAAGACAAAGUUUUCAACAAACAAGCACUUUUAAUCGAACUCCACAAUUGCAGGGCCUGAUGCAACAUAAUAAUCAACCUUGGGUCUCAACAAGUCAGCUUCUACGUAGAGCACUGCAUCAGCCUCAGAUGAGUUAUAAUGAUCAUCAAUUUGAUACCAUACCUAGGCAAAUAUCUGAUUCUGAACAACAACAGCUUUACACCCAACCUUGGUCGCUACAUCCCCGGAAACAACAACAGCUGCAACAGCUGCAACAACAGGUACCACAACAACGUCAUUGGUCUCAGCAACAGCAGCAUUCGCUUGUGCAACCGUUAACCCCACAACAGCAACAUAUUCAACAAGUUCAACAACAAGCACAAAAGCAAGUACAAGACCAAUUCAAGAGGCGGAACCAGGGGAGCGGUAGCAAUGAGGGUGGUGAUGAUGACGUUUCAAUGAUGCAAAAUCAUUCGGAUGAAAAAUUGGUAUUGAAGAGUUUAGUUGAUUCUAUUAACCAUUGA
This is a messenger RNA of Lodderomyces orthopsilosis Co 90-125, 2496 nucleotides long. RefSeq lists its product as uncharacterized. The transcript has a single exon. The record is from RefSeq and is a predicted model, not a curated record. Bases 1 to 2496 code for a protein of 831 amino acids. Gene Ontology annotation, cellular component: cytoplasm. Lineage: Eukaryota; Fungi; Ascomycota; Pichiomycetes; Serinales; Debaryomycetaceae.